CCUCGCGUCCGCGCCUGGCCCCCGGGCCUGUUUUAGCGGUCGCCAUGACGGCGGCCGUGUUCUUCGGCUGCGCCUUCAUUGCCUUCGGGCCUGCGCUCGCCCUCUACAUCGUCACCAUCGCCACGGAGCCAUUGCGCAUCAUCUUCCUCAUCGUCGGAGCUUUCUUCUGGUUGGUAUCGCUACUGCUCUCCUCCCUUGUCUGGUUCGUGGCAAGAACCAUUACUGACGGCGAAGAUGAAUCAAUACAGAAAUAUCUGCUGAUCUUUGGAGUGUUAAUCUCAGUUCUUAUCCAAGAGAUGUUUCGGUUUGCAUAUUACAGACUUUUAAAAAAAGCCAAUGAGGGUUUGAAGAUUAUAAACCCGGAUGAGACAGCACCUUCUAUGCGAUUGCUGGCCUAUGUUUCUGGCCUGGGCUUUGGAAUCAUGAGUGGAGUAUUUUCCUUUGUAAAUACCCUGUCUGACUCCUUGGGACCAGGCACAGUGGGCAUUCAUGGAGACUCUCCCCAGUUCUUCCUAAAUUCAGCUUUCAUGACGCUGGUUAUCAUAUUGCUGCACAUGUUCUGGGGUAUUGUAUUUUUUGAUGGCUGUGAGAAGAAAAAUUGGUAUGCCCUUCUGGUAGUUCUUCUGACCCACCUGCUGGUGUCAGCCCUGACCUUCAUUAGUCCUCACUAUGCGAUAAGUCUGGUGUCAGCAUACGUGAUCAUGGUGCUCAUGGGCACCUGGGCAUUCUUUGUGGCUGGAGGCAGCUGCCGAAGCCUGAAGAUGUGCCUGCUAUGCCAAGACAAGGACUUCCUCCUCUUCAACCCGCGCUCCAGAUAACCUCUGAGAACCUGCACCUCUCAAACAGUGAUGGCUUUAGGAAGCUGAUGGUGUGAAAUGGAAAUUUCCAACACAUUAAAGUGAUAGAUACCCUCAGUGAAUCCCAUCUGUGCAGUAGAACAUCCAGAUGAAGUCGGAGCAGCAAUGGCAGGGCUCACCGGUGACGUGACAGAUGGAAGGGUUUGACAGUGCCGUAGUGGGGAAGAGUCGUGAACGUGUUCAAAAUGGGAAUGUGGCCAGUGUUUUGGGCCAGCCACUCAUCAUUCCAGGGACCAGGACCUUACACUGGAACCUUUCUCAGUGAAAUCCCCUCGCAUGUUUAAAUUACUGGAAUUUCUCAGUCUAGUGAUUCAAGAGCAGUAGGGUUUCUAGCAAGGCUGUGAAUAGUCUGAUAAGCAAUUACAGUCAUUCCCCUGAGGUCUACUUCAAUACUCAUACCAAUGCUUCUGCUGGAGUUUGCAGUUUCCCACCUUUAUACAAGAUUUCCUUAGACUCAAAGAGUCAUAGGCAAUGUCAAGGACAUAGAGACUAAAUAGUGCAAUUUACUCUGCAGAGCUGGAACAAGAUACCCACUGAACUGGGCUUUAUUCCUAUUGGAACAUGGUAUUUUUUGUUGAACAGAAUAAGAAAAAUACAUAGUUGGUUAUUACUAUUGAUUUAUAAAUCUCUUAUAUUGAUAACCUGAUAAAAUAUUUGCUGAUCUAUAAAUGUAGAAAAAUCUGAGAAUACUAAUGUUAGUCAUAUUUGAGCCCUGAGGAUGUCCUCUGUGCAUUGAUAGUUUAAUAUUAAGAAGCUGAAAUGUUGUAAAAUCUCACUUAUAAAAGCUUCUCAGGUGAGGAAAUUUUCUUUGAUGGUGAGACUGUUGUCUUAGUUCAAGAAGUAAUAACCUUUGAUGACCUGUGAGUAAAGGAACUUUGUAUUCCUGGUUUCUCUUAGAACGUGAGCAUUGCCAUAGUUAGCGUAGGCACUGUUGUUGCAAAUAACCUACUAGCCUUGCUUUGCCUGAUGCCAGGGAAGCCCAGGGGGGAGAAUAUAGUCAUCUUGUGUUGCUACACACACACACACACACACACAUACACACUCUCUCUCUCUCUCUCUCUCUCUCUCUCAAAAAUUUUGGCAUCUAUAAUGAGCUUUCUGAACCCUGACAGUAUUUGGAAAGGAGGAGGUGCCUGACAGUGUUUGGAGAAGA
Molecule: messenger RNA, 2010 nt
Organism: Pteronotus mesoamericanus
Lineage: Eukaryota; Metazoa; Chordata; Mammalia; Chiroptera; Mormoopidae
Gene: APH1B
Product: aph-1 homolog B, gamma-secretase subunit
Exons: 7
Coding region: 45-818 (257 amino acids)
Biological process (GO): Notch signaling pathway; Notch receptor processing; positive regulation of catalytic activity
Cellular component (GO): endoplasmic reticulum; gamma-secretase complex; membrane
Molecular function (GO): protein-macromolecule adaptor activity
Source: RefSeq, a predicted model, not a curated record